Molecule: messenger RNA, 2720 nt
Organism: Acanthopagrus latus (yellowfin seabream)
Lineage: Eukaryota; Metazoa; Chordata; Actinopteri; Spariformes; Sparidae
Gene: armc10
Product: armadillo repeat containing 10
Exons: 6
Coding region: 28-1065 (345 amino acids)
Cellular component (GO): mitochondrion
Source: RefSeq, a predicted model, not a curated record
CUUAGCUAAAGACAGAGCAGCAGCAGCAUGGGGGAUGGCAGUAUCACUCCCAGGAUCGGCAACAUGAAGGCUUUGCUCGGAAUAGUAGCCGGAGCUGGAGCCUCUUACGGGAUAUACAAACUAAUCAGCGGGGGAAGCUUUAAGAGAAUCAAGAAGAGUGUCACCAGUGAAAGCCCUGUUGUGAGGAGCAGUCAGCCCAGUGAGGUUACUCUACAGCGGGGCAGCCUGCUGGCAAAAGUGUCUGGACUGGAUGUUGUCUGUCCCCGACCUGAUGUUGCAUCAGAUGACAUCAUUCACCAGUCACCUGGCAACGUGGAGCCACAGCACUUGAAAAUGCUGCUGUCGUGUCUGCAGACCAGCAGUAAUCCUUCUGACAGAUGUCGGAUCCUGCUUACGUUGGGCAACGCAGCCGCCUUCACUGUGAAUCAGAAUCUGAUACGAGAAUUUGAAGGGAUUCAUAUCAUUGCUGGUUUCCUCUCUGAUCCUGCGGCAGAAGUCAGAGUGCAGACUCUGACUGCUUUAAAUAACCUGUGUAUGAAUAUCCCAAACCAGGAACACAUAAAGGUUUAUGUUCCACAAGUGUUGGAGCUGAUCGAGAUGUCCCCUGUGAAUUCUGACCUUCAGCUCGGUGCUCUCAGGCUGCUGACCAACCUGUCAGUCACAGAUACACAUCAACACUUGCUGAAGGAAUCUAUUACACUUUUACUCUCUCUACUUGUCGUGAGCAAUGAAGCAUUACAGGUUCAGGCUGCAAAAGUCCUUGUGAAUCUUUCAUCUAAUCCAGAUAUGAUGGAUGACAUUGUUCAAGCUCAGGCACCAGCAUCUGUUCUGCUGCUGUUUGACGCACGGACAGCCCCCGCUGUGCUUCUGCGGCUGCUGACGUUUGCAGGGAACUUAAAGUCCUGGAGGCCCUCUGCCCAGGUGGCUGAUGAACUGAGACGGAAACAGGACUGCCUCUUCCGGGUCAUGCUAGACGAGUCCUCUCAGCUCCACAGCAGACUGGUGCAGCUGCUCUCACACACCGAUGCGGAGAUUCAGGCCCAGGUGGCUCGCAUCUUGACAUAGGCCUCUCUCUCUGCACUCUUGAUCCAUGCACAGCUUUAGCUUCACUCACUUUUGCCAAAGCAUCCUGUCACCCUCUCAUUUAAAUUAUAAAACCGUUGACUUAUAAAAGUCAGAGCUGCGUAGCCUCCUGUUGCUUACACUCCUACACUCUUUGUGUUCCCCAGAACAAUAUUAUUACCACUCAUCUAUGCAGCUAAAUUAUCCAUUUCGCCUCACCAGCCACUUCCCUGAUUUCCAGUUUCUUACACUGCAAAUAAUUGAUGAGCGAUGAAUGAGACGGAAGCAGGAAGAAGCCAUUCAUUCAGUAGAGUGUAGAAAGAGGUUGCCCUCUCUCUUUUGUUUGUUUUCCCUGCCAGCAAUAGACUAUUUUCCUUCAAAGAUCCUCAGUGCCCUUCCUUCUGAGAGCUUCACCUGCUUUCUCUGAAGACGUAUUCCAGGUGAAAUAUCUCAACCCAAACCCACUGCCAGACAUUUUCUAGAGAAUGUGUUGGAAUGACCUGCGCAGCAUGACCUACCCCGUCUGUGGUUCAGAGAGACACACGGAUGGAGAGCCGAAGAGGUUUCUUGUGGCCGCGCACCUCUGCAUGCCUUGGAGACACGAAUGAAUGGAUGCACUGCAGCUCCAGUCCUCGCUAAUGAGUCCACAUGCAGGAUCUAACGAUCAUGGUGUUUUUCCAAUGAGAGCAAAAUCUUUUUAUCUGAGUAUUUAAUUUGAGAAUAAGUGACUUUAGAAGAUCGAGUGUGAAGUACAGGGUUGUUGGCAUUGUGUUCUCUGACAAUGUGAAAUGUCAGGAAGACUGUGGAGUGGAAACACUGCACCCCCAGCGUUCAGAGAGGAGCUAGUUGAGGUGGGUUGGAUGAUAAACUUUGACUUUGACGGUGCUGCCUGCUUAAGAACAACAACAAAAAAGCCCAGCAUUGAUCCCAGACGUACUAAUGGAGCUGCGUCUCUUUGCUCAGGAGACACCUGCAAAUCCCCCCAGGAAGGAUCUGGAGGAAGUUGCAGGGGAAAAGGAUGUCUGGACUGCUUUUAAUUGUUUCAGCUGCCAUAAAUAUCAUGCAGGUAUGCAGCUUGAAAACAAACAGAGAAAGGGUUGCCCUUUAGACGGAGCAGAGUGUAAUAGUAAUAACAGUUAUGAUUAAUUUUUAUGCGUAAACUGGAGCUACAACAGCGAUUGAAUGUUAAAUCUCUACCUUAUUAUGUUAAGUUAUACACUCACUAUAAUGAGACAGGCUGAAAGUGACAGGCCCACAUGUUGUCUAGCCGGAGGACUGGUGCUGCGGACCCAUAUGCUGACUUGUUAACAAUAUUUAAAGACAGGAAGAUGGGUGUCUGCGCGUACCUCUAAUUUGCAUGAGAAGAAAUGUGACGAUUAUCUCUGACUACGAUUUUUCAAUGCAAGGAUUUUAUGGCACGUCUGGGAGUAAAGAAAUGCUGCACACUUUUUAUGUUUUGGACUUUAUGGAACCCAAAUCCUAAAUCUCUCUCAGGCAAAAUGGUUUACCAGAACAGAAUACAGCAGGAGGCUGAUUUACCUGUGACCUAGAUUAUCAUAUUUAUUUAAAGACGUUAGUUAGCAUUUUGCCUUGAAAAAGAGAAAUAUGUUUGUUAUGUCUAUUUGAAUGGUUCAAUAAAUACUCAGUGUGACAUAUUA